GCAGCGCUGCAUCUAACGAACGCAAACAAGCAAACAAACGAAGGCGCAGCCGAGAAAGACGACGCCGCAAGAGUCCUCCCCUGCCUAGCUUCCUCCCUGCGCUCUUCUCAGUUCUCAAUACGUAUCGGCCCCCCGAGGCGUCGAGGACGCAACGCAAGAGGUGCUCGUACGCGUGCCGAUCGAGAGAGAAAAAAAAAAAAAAACUCGGCGCCGGAGGCUUCGCCAUGGCCGGGGCAGGGGAGGAGGCGGUGCUGGACUCCGGCGAGAAGCGCCUCAAUGAGCUCGGAUACAAGCAGGAGCUCCGGAGGGAGAUGACGCUGUUCAAGACGCUGGCCAUCUCCUUCUCGACGAUGACGCUUUUCACCGGGAUCACGCCGCUGUACGGAAGCAGCCUGCAGUACGCGGGGCCGGCCUCUCUCGUCUGGGGCUGGGUCGUCGUUUCAUUCUUCACCUGGUUCGUCGGCAUCGCCAUGGCCGAGAUCUGCUCCUCCUUCCCGACCACUGGUUCCCUUUAUUUUUGGGCUGCUCACUUGGCUGGUCCAGUCUGGGGUCCGUUGGCAUCUUGGUGCUGUGCUUGGCUGGAGGCCAUAGGCCUUAUUGCCGGAAUUGGCACACAGGCAUAUGCAGGGUCUCAAGUAUUGCAGAGCAUAAUCCUGCUGAGCACUGGUACCAACACAGGCGGCGGCUACCUGGCCCCCCGUUGGCUAUUUCUGGUCAUGUAUAUCGGGCUGACACUGAUCUGGGCCGUGCUCAACACCUUCGCGCUGGAAGUCAUCGCCUUCCUCGACGUGAUCUCCAUGUGGUGGCAGGUGAUCGGCGGCACUGUCAUCGUGGUGAUGCUCCCGCUGGUGGCGAAGACCACGCAGCCGGCGUCGUACGUGUUCACCCAUUUCGAGACGGCGCCGGGGGUGACCGGGAUCAGCAGCAGCGCCUACGCAGCAAUCCUGUCCCUGCUGGUGAGCCAGUACUCCCUGUACGGGUACGACGCGGCGGCGCACCUGACGGAGGAGACCAAGGGCGCCGACCGGAACGGCCCCAUCGCCAUCCUCUCCAGCAUCGGCAUCAUCACCGUGUUCGGCUGGGCGUACAUCCUCGCCCUCACCUUCAGCAUCCAGGACUUCAGUUACCUGUACAACCCUAACAACGAGACCGCCGGCACGUUCGUGCCGGCGCAGAUACUGUACGACGCGUUCCACGGGCGGUACAACAACUCCACCGGCGCCAUCGUGCUGCUCUUCGUCAUCUGGGGCUCCUUCUUCUUCGGCGGCCUCUCCAUCACCACCAGCGCGGCUCGGGUGGUGUACGCGCUGUCGCGGGACCGCGGCAUCCCGUUCUCGUCGGUGUGGCGCCGCAUCCACCCGAGGCACAAGGUGCCCGCGAACGCGGUGUGGCUGUGCGCGGCGUUGUGCGCGCUGCUGGGCCUGCCGAUCCUCCGCAUCAACGUGGUGUUCACGGCCAUCACGUCCGUCGCCACCAUCGGGUGGGUGGGCGGGUACGCGGUGCCCAUCUUCGCGCGCAUGGUGAUGCGGGAGGAGGACUUCCGGCCCGGGCCCUUCUACCUGCGCCGCGCCAGCAGACCCGUCUGCCUCGUCGCGUUCCUGUGGAUCUGCUACACCUGCUCCGUGUUCCUGCUCCCCACCGUGUACCCCAUCAAGAUGGACACCUUCAACUACGCGCCCAUCGCGCUCGGAGUCUGCCUCGGCCUCAUCAUGCUGUGGUGGGUGCUCGACGCCAGGAAGUGGUUCAAGGGCCCCGUCAGGAACAUCGACGACCACAACAACGGCAAGGUCUGAGCACCUGCCCUCAAGGGAUCGACGACAUUCUUUUUCCUAGGGCGUUGGUGACACUGACAGUCCCUCAUGUGUGAUGCUUCAUCAGCGGGGGUUACUUUAGAUUGUGGACACCUGUGUGUGGUACUGGUAUACAAGGAAACUAGAUGUAGAUGCAUUACAAAAACCAGACCAAAAACAAAAGGAAAACGAUAAUGCUCCUAAUCUGAAGUCCGAUUAACUAAAAGAAUCCGACGUCUGUCUCAUCCA
Molecule: messenger RNA, 2039 nt
Organism: Phragmites australis (common reed)
Lineage: Eukaryota; Viridiplantae; Streptophyta; Magnoliopsida; Poales; Poaceae
Product: amino-acid permease BAT1 homolog
Exons: 6
Coding region: 225-1793 (522 amino acids)
Biological process (GO): transmembrane transport; amino acid transport
Cellular component (GO): membrane
Molecular function (GO): transmembrane transporter activity
Source: RefSeq, a predicted model, not a curated record